Rhincodon typus (whale shark) is the source of this 1349-nucleotide messenger RNA. RefSeq lists its product as uncharacterized. NCBI's taxonomy places the organism in Eukaryota, Metazoa, Chordata, Chondrichthyes, Orectolobiformes, Rhincodontidae. The transcript is spliced from 8 exons. Gene Ontology annotation, molecular function: protein kinase binding. Gene Ontology annotation, cellular component: centriole. The coding region runs from base 159 to 1349 and encodes 396 amino acids. The record is from RefSeq and is a predicted model, not a curated record.
AAUGUGAGGCCGUGUACCCCACUGACUAAAUUCAGCUGAUCUCUUCUUCUGCCAAGUCUAUCCCAACGUGUUGGUGACUAUCCCUCCCACAACUAUCCCAUCAGCCACUUUGUGCCCCCAGUUCUGCCAUCGAUACCAGGGGAAGCUACCAUUGAAAAAUGACUGAAAUCGUCUUCAGAACAAUCUGGCAGUCUGAUGAGCUCAGCCGGCUCCAGAAUCCCAGCCAGGAGCAGAUCAGAUGCAAAGGAGACAUGUCGGGAAUCAACCUGGAGUACGCAAGAAGAGAAAAAAAAUGGCUCUUCACUAAGAAGAAAAAAUCUGUCUCCUUCCACGGGACGGAGCGUAAUAAGAUCAUCGAUGACGCACAACUCUCCUGUCCAGAGCUGAGGCGAUCUGCUGCCUCCACCAAUGUGUCCGCCCUCAACCUAUCCUGCGACAAGGAGUCCACCGACAGCGCUGAGAGUUUAGACUCCAGGAAAUGCCAGUCUCCAGUCACAGGCAUAGACGAUAUGAAGAUGCCAUGGUCCAGCAGGCAGCUCAGUCUCAGUCCGUGUGCGAUUUUUCUGGAGAGGGUUGAGAAAAAUAAAAACGCUGCUAACUCCUUGAGGGAAUACACUCGAAAACUAGAGGGUAAACACAAGAAGCUUGAGAACUUACUGAACAAGCUGGAGAGUGACAGAAGAGGCACGCUUUACAACUCAUUAUUCCUCGAGAAAAGCAAUAAACAGAAGCACAUGUUCGAAGUGGAGAACAGUGCCUUACAGCAGAGGUCAUUGGCAGUUGAGAAAAGCAAUAAACAGAAGCACAUGUUCAAAGUGGAGAACAGUGCCUUACAGCAGAGGUCAUUGGCAGUUGAGAAGAACCUCUGCCAGAAGAUGAUGAAGGAUAGCACACAGUGGCGUGACAACAUGAGAAAAGAAUCAAAGGAUGGGCUUGCUGCUACUUCUGAGAAGAAAGCAGAAAGGCCAUCCAGUGCAGGCAACCCCCAGUUACAGAUUCUGGAACAGAUUGCACGCUCAAUGAGUGACUUGAGACACAUGCUUACAUCACAGUUAAAUGAAAUCAAGGAGAAAAGUAACUUACCCGGCACCUCAUCGAGUCUUAGGGACAAAGAGCCAAGCAUCUCCCCAGUUUUGCUGGAGAGUGUGAGGGAAAGUCUCGAUAACGUGGUUGGCAAGUAUCAAAGUAAAACCGCUCAACAACGAGCCAAGCUGAAGAUGCUGACCCAGUUUGAUGGUAAAUUUGAAGCUUUUAACCAGCAGUGGGAGCGUACCCAGAAGGAACAUCAACGCACCACACAGAUGAUCCAAGAACUGAAAACAGAGAUCGACAGUAUUGCAAAUACGUGA